Arabidopsis lyrata subsp. lyrata is the source of this 890-nucleotide messenger RNA. Its product is annotated as signal peptidase complex catalytic subunit SEC11C. The record is from RefSeq and is a predicted model, not a curated record. Bases 165 to 707 code for a protein of 180 amino acids. Gene Ontology annotation, molecular function: serine-type endopeptidase activity. The transcript is spliced from 8 exons. NCBI's taxonomy places the organism in Eukaryota, Viridiplantae, Streptophyta, Magnoliopsida, Brassicales, Brassicaceae. Gene Ontology annotation, cellular component: membrane; signal peptidase complex.
UAGUAGAAAACCGGACAUUUCGAUAUUUAAACCGAUAUGCAGAAACGCUCGUGAAGAAAUCAAAUCUGUGUAUCUUUCUCUUCUCCACUGAAACGCGUUUGAAGGAGAAGGGUCAAAGGGAUCUGAUUCAAUCAUUUUGGCUAGAAAUUGAAGGAAGAAGAAUCAUGGGUUUCAUCGGAGAAACUGUAGAUUCCAUUAAAUCUAUCAAGAUCCGUCAGCUUCUCACUCAGGCUAUCACUCUCGGUAUGAUCGUUACAUCUGCAUUGAUAAUUUGGAAGGCAUUGAUAUGUGUCACUGGCAGUGAAUCACCUGUGGUUGUUGUUCUCUCAGAAAGCAUGGAACCUGGCUUUCAGAGAGGGGAUAUAUUGUUCUUGCGGAUGACCGAUGAGCCUAUUCGAGCAGGGGAGAUUGUUGUUUUUAGUGUUGAUGGUCGUGAAAUUCCCAUUGUUCAUCGAGCAAUCAAAGUUCAUGAGAGGGGAGAUACUAAAGAAGUUGAUGUUCUAACAAAAGGUGACAACAAUGACAUUGAUGACAUCGGUCUCUAUGCUGAAGGACAACUUUGGCUUCAUAGGCACCAUAUCAUGGGCAGAGCUGUUGGGUUCUUGCCUUAUGUUGGAUGGGUAACUAUUAUCAUGACAGAAAAGCCUAUCAUCAAGUAUAUACUCAUUGGUGCAUUGGGUUUGCUCGUUAUAACAUCCAAAGACUAAGACUACAAAAAAAGAGCUGGUCGUUGGUAAAGAAGUAGCUUCUGCAACGCUCGGUUCAUCAUCUUUCGGUGACUUUUAAACUGUAGAAUCAUAUAAACCUCAAUUUAUAAUUAUAGACAUUUUUAUCUUUAAAACAGCUACGGUUUUGUGACAAUCUCUUCUUUAGCUUAGCAGCCUUGUCUA